Molecule: messenger RNA, 525 nt
Organism: Capronia coronata CBS 617.96
Lineage: Eukaryota; Fungi; Ascomycota; Eurotiomycetes; Chaetothyriales; Herpotrichiellaceae
Exons: 2
Coding region: 1-525 (174 amino acids)
Source: RefSeq, a predicted model, not a curated record
AUGUGCGGCGACUCUCAUCUCCCUCCGGCCCGUGAGUCAGGUGAUCUGAUAGCCGUCAUCCACCCAACCGAGCUCCAAUCUCUAGAGCGAGACCCAAGUCCCAACGAGACCCAGCGAUCAUCGACGUUUCGAGGAAGAUUGAGAUUGUCGAAUCGACGACCAGGAGCAACGAUCUCGACGUUGCAGUGCGAGAGUGAUGGCGAGAGUGAUAGUGAUCCCCAUGAUAACGGGUAUGGUGAUGGCUUCGGGGAUCGACGUCUCCAUGUGCGGAUCCAUAAAUUCGGCCAACCGCUGACAAUGUGCUACGCCUCGGCCGGUCUUUCGUUCGACACAGAAAGCAUCUCAAACUCGUCCAACCCUGUCUUGCAUUCUUUUUUUGUGGAUCUUGCAAGCAGCACUUCCACCACCGGUGAUGUGAGAUUGAACCUCGGCGUGGGAGGCGACGGAGUGGUCGGAAGGACGGUGUCGAUCUCUGAUGGACAUACUAGACGAGUUCUCGGAGAAGGUGUUAUUGGAUGGAGCUGA